Molecule: messenger RNA, 5198 nt
Organism: Phalacrocorax carbo (great cormorant)
Lineage: Eukaryota; Metazoa; Chordata; Aves; Suliformes; Phalacrocoracidae
Source: RefSeq, a predicted model, not a curated record
CGCCUCUUCCUGCGGCAGCCGCGCAGUUGCUGCCAUGGCGCUGCGCCGGGCGGCCGCCGCGCUCUCCCCCGCCCUCCUCCUCCUCCUGCUGCUGCCCGCGGUGGCGAGCGCGGGCUUGAGCAGCUACUUCGGCACUAAGUCCCGCUACGAGGAGGUGAACCCGCACCUGGUGCGCGACUCGCUGUCGCUGGGUCCCGCCGCGGGCGGGUCGCGGCCGCCCGCCGCCUGCGCGCCGCUGCAGCUCCGCGCCUUGCUCCGCCACGGCACCCGCUACCCCACGGCCGGGCAGAUCCGCCGCCUGGGCGAGCUGCACGCCCGCCUCAGCCGCCGCCCCGCCGCCGCCUGCCCCGCCGCCGCCGCCCUGGCCGCCUGGCAGAUGUGGUACGAGGAGAGCCUCGACGGGCAGCUGGCGCCGCAGGGCCGGCGCGACAUGGAGCACCUGGCCCGCCGCUUGGCCGCCCGCUUCCCGGCCCUCUUCGCCGCCCGCCGCCGCCUGGUGCUGGCCAGCAGCUCCAAGCACCGCUGCCUGCAGAGCGGCGCCGCCUUCCGCGACGGGCUCGGGCCUUCCCUCAGCCUCGGCGGCCACGAGGUGGAAGUUGAAGUUAAUGAUUCCUUGAUGCGCUUUUUCGAUUACUGCGCCAAGUUCGUUGCUUUGGUGGAAGAGAACGACGCGGCGAUGUGCCAGGUGAAUGCCUUCAAAGAGGGGCCGGAGAUGAGGAAGGUCUUGAAGAAGGUGGCGAGUGCCUUGUGUCUGCCGGUGGAGGAGCUGAACGCAGAUCUUGUUCAAGUCGCUUUUCUCACCUGCUCAUAUGAGUUGGCUAUAAAAAAUGUGACUUCCCCAUGGUGCUCACUCUUCAGUGAAGAAGAUGCCAAGGUACUGGAAUACCUGAAUGACCUGAAGCAAUACUGGAAGAGAGGAUAUGGCUAUGACAUCAAUAGUCGCUCCAGCUGCAUUUUACUCCAAGAUAUCUUCCAGCAUUUGGACAAAGCAGUGGAAGAGAGCAAAAGUUCAAAACCCAUUUCUUCACCUUUGAUUGUACAAGUUGGACAUGCAGAGACACUUCAGCCACUGCUUGCCCUUAUGGGUUUCUUCAAAGAUGAUGAGCCUCUCAGGGCAAACAAUUAUGUCAGACAAAUGCAUCGGAAAUUUCGCAGUGGCCGGAUUGUGCCUUAUGCAGCCAACCUGGUAUUUGUGCUUUACCACUGUGAUCAAGUGAAAACCUCUAAAGAAGAGUAUCAAGUGCAGAUGCUGUUGAAUGAAAAACUGAUGUCGUUUCAUCACUCAAAUAAAACCAUCUCUACUUACGCGGACCUCAAGGACUAUUACAAGGACAUCCUGGAAAACUGCCACUUCAAAGAAGAGUGUGAAUUACCAAAAGUUAAUAUUACUGCUGUUGAUGAACUUUGAGGAAAUGAAACAGGGUGGGUGUUUGCAAAUUGGUUUUGGUUCUGUUUGACAGACGUUGUGAACAAGCACUCUUGAUGAUGUGCUGCUGCUGUGUUAACUUUCUAAACUUGCAGAUUUGAUGGGUUGCCUCAGCUCAAUGCACUGUUUAUUUGUGACAUAAGCAGAAUUACAAAAAAAAAUGCUUAACAGGGAUGUUCUGAGCAUUUGUGACAAAUACGUGAUGCGAGAUAAAGUGUACCUGUAUAUUUAUAUGUACAAAAAAGUAAUUUAAUUGGUCAUUUCUUAUGAAUGUGCUGUAGAUGGAUUUAAGAGCUGGGGCAACCUCUAUUUUAUCAGAGCUGAAGGUGGUUGGACUGAUUGAGUAUUGCUUUGCGCUGCCUGUUUUGCUAAUUACCAUUUUCCUGUGACAAGCAUGAAAUAAUUCAAACCUGUAAGCUUUUUUCUCCUUUUCCUGAGCCUCUAGGAGGCAGAGGGUACGUAGUCCUUCUCCACAGCUGCCCAGCUUCUGCCUGGCAAAGAUGGGAACAUCUUUCUUGGGCAUUUAAAGCAGGAGUUGCAGUGUUCCUGCAUGCAUUAUUAAUGACAGGAUAAGGGACAGUGGGCACAAAUUGGAGCACAGGAAAUUCCCCCUGAACAUGAGGCCAAACCCCUUCCCUGUGCGGGUGCCAGAGCAGGGGCACAGGCUGCCCAGAGAGGCUGUGGGGUCCCUUCCCUGGAGACAUUCACCCCCCGCCUGGACGCGGCCCUGUGCCCCUGCUCUGGGGGUGCCUGCUCACGCAGGGGGUGGGAUGGGGUGAGCUCCAGAGGGCCCUUCCAGCCCCCACCAGUCUGGGAUUCUGUGAUUAUCUGCCUGAAAGGGGCAAGUUAGCCUCCAGGGUCAGUAAAUUAUCUUUAAAAAGAAGUAGUGAAACAAGACCCUACCUCCACCCCAAAUAACAAAACAAAACUAAACCCCCCCAAAAAACCCAACACACACCCCACACCCCCCCACCCCCCCGAAAAAAAAAAGUGAGGGAGUAGGAAGUAGCCACUCUUACUUCAAGGUGCUCUGGGAGAUGCAGUAGUUACUCUCUAAGUAAUCUGGUGCGUCCUUUCACUGACACAAUUUCUUGCAUUAAAGGUUUGGGCUAGGGCGUUCAGGUUAGGCUCUGCUACAGCUACGAACAUCUUGGUCACGUCCAGGCUCUGACAGUUUUCCUAUCAGUUCUAGUUGGAAGGGACCUCCAGAGGUCUCCAGUCCAGCCUCCUGCUUGAAAUGGGAUUGUUGCUAACCCUAAAUCCAGGCAGGUUUUGGACUGUAAAAAGCGUCUGGCUUGGACUUGACUUCUGCUAGUUUUAAGGCACCGAACGUGGUGUUGCAUAUGUAGGCCUUAUCCAUUUGAUGUGCCACUUUGUUCUUGAAAUGAAGCUGGUUUUAAAGAAAUUAAUUGCAGACAAGUACUGGUGAUUUUUUUAAAUCAACCACACUUAAAGUAGGUUCAGAUGCUAUUGAAAGGUGGAAAGUAUUUUAGAGCUCUGCAGUGUGGCAGAAAAGGAAAAAUUAAGAUAAUUGUCCAGAAAUGUCUGAAACGCAGUAAGUCAGAUAAAAACUCCUUCAUUGCCCAGGUAAUGGCUGUGUGAACAAGUUGCCCCAAAGCAAACGAGGGUAUGGAUUUAUGGUGCUGGUAGCUCCUGAAGUAUGUACUCACACCCUGUAAUGCAUGUUCCAGAGCUCACUCUGUAAAGUGAGGCAUACUUUGUGGUGUUUACUGGGGAGGGGGUGAAAGGUGGUAAAAGUGAUCACCACAGGGAUACAGGAGCACUAUAAACAUUUACACCCUUGUUUGCUGCAGGGUAACUUCUUUUUGUGGGCUCACCUUCAGAUCUGGGAACUUAACUGCCCCAAAACCAAACAAUAGGAAAGAAAAAGCCAAACUGGCUCAAAGUUGAGGUCUUAAACUUGGUGUGUAUUUUUUAAUUAUUUUUUCUUGAGGACUUAGGCUUCUGUCACUGUUGGUGGUUUUGGGUUUGGUUUUUUUUUUAAUAUGGCUUGUAUAAAAGCACUUAGGGUUUAUAUAUCUGUAAGUUCAGGUGCAAUCGAAAACCUGUUUUUUACUGUUGUACUCUGAGCUAAGAGCUUUUCCCUGUAUUGGGAUGUAGGGUCUUGUUUCAUUAGUGCAUUGAUUUCUGUGAAGACCAAGGUUCUGAUCACUGAAGAUACUGAUUAAAACUGGUGGAUAUAUCAGCAUUAACAUCCUGGUGAAACACUUGCCUGUGUUAGCUCUGCAGCUCUUUUUCUGCAACCGGUGAAGUGGUUAGGGAGGAGUACAGAUGUUGAAACAAAUGGAGGAAUAUAGGUCAGGAUAGCUGUCGUCAGCCCCAGCACAUGACACUGCUAUAUCAGCUUUGCAUGUCCCCUUUUUUUUUUUUUUUAAACAGGAUCCUACCUUGAGACUAAGUCAACUGAUCAUCAUUAUUAUGACAGAUGCCUGUUACAAACUUUAUUGCAGCAUUUGAGGGAAGCUACAGAGAAAUGAACCUUUGUGUAACGGUAGUUAAGUUUGGUAAAUAGCAAGGAUGAGAAAAUCCGCCUUUGAACAAAUAUUUUGUCUCUGUGAGUCAGUCAUCCUGUGCUGAUUUAUGAUUUGAACAGAAGGGAUAAAAGCCUGACUAUUGGAGAUGAAUGGAGGAUUUCGGUCAGUUCAGAGAGACUGAUUUUAAGACAUCAUGUUUGUUAAAAGAUACAUCCUUCUUACAGAGGAAGAAUACUUGACUGCUUUUUUGAUUGUGUGCCAGAUGAGGUGGAGGAACAAAAAAAUUCAUUGUACAGUGAAGCAUCAUUUGCCUUCUGCAUUACCAAGUUGAUUGUAUGCUUAAAUUCUGUCACAGGGCUUUAAGGAUAGCUCUUCAGAGGCUGUUUCCUAUUUUGCCUUGGAGUACAGGUCCAUCAUACCUUCAGUAUAAGAGAUGCAUCUUAGCAGCUGUCAGAAAUUAACUGGAAAGGAGAAUGUGCUAUUUGGUUUCUGAUCUGUAUUUAAAGGAUGUGCUGACUGACUCGUUUGACAGAAUUAGAGACUGAAUGUGGAAACUUUGCACAAUUGUAGCAAUAGAAGUGUUUGGACAUGUAAAUGUUCUAGGCACCUGUUCGUGUGACUGGUUCUUACCAGUAGGGAGGCAACUUCAGUAUGACCCUUUUAGUUAGUGAAUGUAUAGACUUGUUUAUAUACUCAAAAGGAAAGAUAAAAUGGAUUAUAAUAUUUCCAUAAAGUUGAGCACUAGUUCAGUGAGCAGUGUUUGAACAGGCUGCCGUAUCUCAUGGCAUUGCAGAUUACCACAUCCUGAAAAAGUCCUGCAAGAAAAAUGCUUUUUCUCUUCCUUCACGUGGCCCUGGACAAGAGAGUCAUCGAUUGAGGACUUUGCCACCUUUCUCAAACCAGAAGCUUUCCUUGAUGAAAAAUACCAACAGUGUUCAUGGAUGCUGGUGUUAAAUAUGUUUGAAAUGUGUUUUAUUUUGUUAAAUGUCUAAAGCUUAACUUAACCUUCUGGCAAAUUCAUUUUUUCCUCCUAGUAAGUACUGCUGCUGUAAUUCUGAUUAGCAUCGAGCUGCCAAAUCUCUGGGCACAAUGCAAAUUUGUAAUGCUAGGGUACUAACUGGAUGAAUUUUGAGAACUCGUUUUGGAAUUUUAGUGCUGUGAAAUAAAACUUCACACUUUCUUCAUCUCUGUUUUAUAAGCAGUAAUAAUGACAGAAUCUUUAGUAUCAUGGCUGUGUUCUGCUUUGAAAUACAUUUGGUAGGUUGUUAUUACUUGUA